Molecule: messenger RNA, 470 nt
Organism: Coccinella septempunctata (seven-spotted ladybird)
Lineage: Eukaryota; Metazoa; Arthropoda; Insecta; Coleoptera; Coccinellidae
Exons: 2
Coding region: 16-420 (134 amino acids)
Source: RefSeq, a predicted model, not a curated record
GCAGGUAUAUAUUAGAUGCCUGUUGCCAACAAUCAGUGUUCUUUGUAUUCCUUUGUGAAAAUGAAAUAUUUUUUGAUACUCUCUGUUUUAAUAGCUAUCAACUUCAUCAACGAAGGUUAUACACAACAGACCGACGACGAUGACGAUGAUGAUGAGGUGACAUGUCUGAAAUGUAAAUCGAGCAGUUUUUAUGAAUGCAGAAUUGCUGAUGAGGCAGGUCCAACAUGUUUUGGAAAGUAUUGCUAUUCUUACAUAUACAGAGAUACCUACAAAACUCUCCUCGGAGGAGAGGGGUCCAAGCUAUUUUAUAUCAGAGGCUGCACAGAUGAGGCAGAUUUUUGUGAUGGGGAAUCACACUUAGCAUGCUCAAUUUGUAGUGAAGAGGAGUGCAAUAAUAAAAAACUGCCUCCAUCCCCUUGAAAAGCAGCCCCGCUUGUUCUUAAUGUUCUUGAAAUAAACUGAUUAAAUCA